Molecule: messenger RNA, 1951 nt
Organism: Musa acuminata subsp. malaccensis (wild Malaysian banana)
Lineage: Eukaryota; Viridiplantae; Streptophyta; Magnoliopsida; Zingiberales; Musaceae
Molecular function (GO): protein binding
Source: RefSeq, a predicted model, not a curated record
UCAGGAUCUUCUUCCACAUGGCAAACUAGGAAACGAUUAGUGUUGCUUGUAGCCAGAAACAAGAAGCUCUUUCAGAAGAAUGAAGGUGGCAAGGCAAAGUGCAGGCAUAAUACUUACUGUUCAGGUCGAGUGGCAAUCAUUGUCAUGAAAGCCAUGCGGCUUAGAUUACCAGAAACAGUGAUGAAAGCUUCACACGAUCAUAUCCCAUGCAUCAGUAAUUAUCGUUACCAACGCAAGAUCAAUCACACCAUCUACGACCGGUUCAGAAAUUGGUUCAGUUCUUCAUUGCUGUAGCCGCCACACAACACUGCUGAUUUGAGAGAGCCAAAGAAGAUGAUUUCAUUCAGAAAAAAAGGCAACAUGUAGCUUUGACUGUUCCUCCACAUGGCAUGCCCAUCCAAACCUGUCAUGGAUUCACGGGAGGGCAGGAAGAAACCAUGGCUAUGAGAAGCAUCCGACAUGAGUGUUUGGUGUCUGCCUCUGCCUCUGCCUUUGUCCCUUUCAUCAACUCCACACUCUGAAUUCCAUAUGGCGAGAAGACCCACAACGUCUCCUUUUUCCAUGCCGUGAUUGCAGCUUCAAUCUCAGUCCAGUCCGCACUCCGCUUUUGGCACCAUUCAACUUCAUACGCCCACCACCUUUCGAGUGUUCUCCUCCGCACUCGCAUCGCUUUCAGUGUGUGGGUGGCAAGAGUCUGGUAAAUGUCCACACCAGAAGAGAAAAGAAACCGGCCUCUUUGCAGCUUGCACAUGGUAGAGAAAGGUCAAGUAACUUUUCCUUCCACACAUCUUCCUGCCAUACGUGAUCCACUGCAGCACCGGGAUUGACAAUCUCAUCACCAUGGCAACUGGACAUCACUAGAGUUACUAGCUGUUGAUCAGCAUCCCAAUCCAUCAUCUGUGAGAUGAUAGAUGACCACUGUUAUGAUAGCCCAAUUGCAGAUCUGAACACAGUAUCUAAUCCUCGAUGUUGGCAGUUUUCUCUGGCGUUGCUGCUAUUCUUCAUGCCAAAGAAAGCCACAUGAAGAGAUUCCAAUUCCCAUGCCUUCAUUGAUGGGUCAUUCUGCCACCUACUCCUUGUGACAUGCAUCCUCUGCUUCCAUAACAUGUGAAAUCGGAAAGAAGCCAAAUGGAGUGAGCCCUCCACCCUUCAUCUUCCUCCCUAUAAAGCCAGUGGCAAGCAGACCAGUCUAAGCCGGAGCAUAGAAUCAUGGACUGGUACUCCUGGUUGUCCAACUCCAGCCUUGAGCCGUACCUUGUUUACGAGUAUGGGCUCCUGUUGACGAACAACGAGCUCGAGGAGGAGGACAUAGCAUACUUCGACCAUUCCUUCCUCCAGAGCAUGGGCAUCGCCGUAGCCAAGCACAGGUUGGAGAUCCUCAAACUCACCAACAAGGACAGGAGGGUGCCUCCACUUCCUGUCGCCAAGCUCGUAGCAGCGCUCAGGCAGUCCAAGAAUUGUCUCGCCAGGUACCUCCGCACGCUGUCGCGUGCCAAGAGUCCGGCGAUCUUGGUCGUCCCGACGACUCCAUACGGCGACCGCUGGGGAGGGGCCAUGUUGAGGAGGAAGACGAAGCUGGCGCUUUUGAGGCAGGGUAGGCUGAUGAUCACCGACCGUGGCAUGAGCAUCGCUCGUGUGCCUUCUCCAUCCCACAGCGCUAGCCCGAUGUAUCGUAGUCACCAUGACCAACGCAACGCUGCAGCUGCUGCUGACGAUGAUGGGUACUGGGAGACUGCAGUUGGAGACAUGAGGUGGGACGCCAUGUUUCAGAACUUGAAGCCCACAUAAGAACUGGUAUGCUGCAUGUGACUUUUCUCAUGCUGUAACCAAAACAGGAGACUUCAUGAUCUUGCGAGGCUUGUGAGUUCGAUCCACCAUUCCUGGUGGAGGAGAAGAGUAUAUUUCUUUCCACAGCUGGUCAUGAUGAGAACUACUAGAUGUUAAGCACUGA